Messenger RNA from Gymnodraco acuticeps, 2260 nucleotides. It is a transcript of the gene c1galt1lb, whose product is annotated as core 1 synthase, glycoprotein-N-acetylgalactosamine 3-beta-galactosyltransferase, 1b. The record is from RefSeq and is a predicted model, not a curated record. Gene Ontology annotation, cellular component: membrane. The coding region runs from base 569 to 1765 and encodes 398 amino acids. Lineage: Eukaryota; Metazoa; Chordata; Actinopteri; Perciformes; Bathydraconidae. The transcript is spliced from 4 exons. Gene Ontology annotation, molecular function: N-acetylgalactosaminide beta-1,3-galactosyltransferase activity.
UUUUUUACUGGACGUUAGACAGCAGUCAGUCAGAUAAGUUAGAUGUAGUUUAUGCAGCGUUUUGGAGCACUUUUAUAUUGGUAUUAGUCUGAAGGCUGUUUAUUUACACUGCUGAGAUAAUCCAGUUAACAGUCGUUUCAGUUUUCGCGGUGAGCUGAAUAACUCCGUUACGUUUAGCCGCUAUGUUGACACGACAGGGAGGAUUAGCAAUGAAGUUAGGCGUGUCGAGACAAUUAACAGACUAGCCAGCUAGCUAACGAUAACACCAAGGCCAGGAACUGAAGGCCAUAACUGCUGUUAUCAGUCGUGUUUUUUUUUAUAUCCAGAAGAUUAUUGAUAUGGCGUUGUGGUAGUCUUGCUGCGAUAAUUGUUAGCAGCAUUUUGGUGUGGCUAGCUGAGCGGAGAGAGAUACAAAAACGUCAAGGCAAAACCUGGCUGAGUUUUCGCUUUUCAAAGUUGAUGUUUCCUGUUGAAAUGAAGUAACUGCGAGAUCACCCAGCUGCUAUGGUGUCUGCAAUACCACUGCACCUGCCGAGUUGAACGACUGACAGAGAGACACCGGUGCAGCAUGAAGGCCAUCGGGUCCAGACUGUCCUUCUGCGCGGGUUUCGCGGUGGGAACCCUCACUCUGUACGUGUUUCUGCGGCAGGUGUGGUUGGAGAAAACGUUGUCAACACAGCAAUCUGAUAAAUUCCUUGACAACCAGCAACAGUUAAAUGACGAAGAUACGAAAGUAUGGAAGAAGGAGAGGUCUGCUCUUUUCAACCUGAAACACCCUCAUCAUACAGGUGAGGACAGCAGCAUGGCCGAUGAGCUAUACAAAAAGGUGCGUAUUCUUUGCUGGGUGAUGACUGGACCCACGAACCUGGAAAAGAAGACUCGUCAUGUGAAGUCCACGUGGAGUCGACACUGCAAUAUUUUGAUCUUCAUGAGCUCUGUAGAUGACCCGGACUUCCCCACAGUGGGCUUAAAUACAAAGGAGGGUCGGGACCAACUGUACUGGAAAACGAUCAAGGCCUUCCAUUAUGCCUAUGAGCAUCAUGCCCACGAGGCGGAUUGGUUCCUCAAGGCAGAUGAUGACACCUACGUAGUUGUAGACAACCUGCGGUGGAUUCUUGCGAACCACACGCCAGAAGAGCCAAUUUACUUUGGCCGAAGAUUCAAGCCCUACACAAAGCAGGGCUACAUGAGUGGAGGAGCGGGCUAUGUGUUGAGCAGAGAGGCUCUGCGGCGAUAUGUCGAAGGAUUUAAAAGCAAAGUGUGCACUCACACUACCCCUGUAGAGGACCUGGCAAUGGGGCAGUGCUUGGAGAAAGUCGGGGUGCUGGCAGGGGACUCCAGAGACUCGUCACACAGGGAGACAUUUCACCCAUUUGUCCCAGAGCAGCACCUCACCGCCAAGUUUCCUAAGAGCUUCUGGUAUUGGAGCUACUGCUACUACCCCAUCGCUGAGGGUCCAAACUGCUGCUCGGAUGUGUCCGUGUCAUUCCACUAUGUAAAUGCAUUACAUAUGUAUUUAAUGGAGUACUACACAUAUCACCUGCGUGCCUAUGGCUACAGAUACCGUUACCAGCCCCCUGUCCCGCUAGGAUACAGUUUUUCAGAGUCAAGUUUGCUGGGUGCUGCAGAAAGUAAAGAAGAACUCAUUUCCAGGGAGAAAGUAAUGGUGGAGGGGGGCGAUCCGUCCGAUACUGACAAGAAACAGGAUGCAGAUCCUCCUCCUGCCGCUGUGGAAGUCGCUCCUGCUGCUCCAGCAGCAAAAUAACAGUUUGAAUGUGUGCAUGAAAGGAACUGAUCUUUUCAGGUAGGCCGACGUGGGUUCUGAAUGUUUCUGGUUAAUACGAAGGUAGAAAAACAGUCCAUUUAGAUUUUAAAUGUCCCCACAUACGAAUGCGUCGCUGAUGGACUGCUCUAAUGUGAAUUGUGCACAAAAGACUGGUCUUAGGGAUACGAGGUGAUUUAUGUCUUUUAGUUUAGUUUUCUGUUUUUUUAGGUGUUUUUUAAGGUUUUCUUUUUAAAUUUGGAAUAGCUUUCUUUAAACUGCUUUUAUUUGGAAAAAAAGCACUUUUUGAAACCACGGGAACCUGGAAUGGGAACCAAGUAUUUCACAAAACCAGUUCAUUCAAAUUGUUCCCAAUAGGCGCGUUCACACCGCAGUACUUUUCCCACUUUAGUUCCGAUAUAGUUCCGAAAUGUUGCGUUCACACCAAAAAGAGCCGGAACUAAAAUUAGUUCAUGAGAACCUUUUCACCCCCUUUUC